AUGAUACGUGCCACUGACAAAAGUGCCACUGAUAACAUGAUACGUGCUACUGACAAUAAGAUAUGUGCCACUGACAAUAAGAUACGUGCCACUGACAACACGAUACGUCCCAUUGACAACAUGAUAUGUGCCACUGACAACAUGAUACAUGCCACUGACAAACGUGCCAAUGAUAACAAGAUACGUGACACUGACAACAGGAUACAUGCCAAAGACAAAAUGACAUGUGCCACAGACAACGUGAUACAUGCAACUGACAAUAUGAUACAUGCCACUGACAACAAGAUACACAACAAGAUACAUGCCACUAACAACAAGAUACAUACCACUGACAACAAGAUACGUGCCACUGACACCAUGAUACGUGCCAUUGACAACAAGAUACAUUCCACUGACAACAAGACACGUGCCACUGACACCAUGAUACGUGCCACUGACAACAAGAUACGUGCCACUGAUAACAAGAUACAUGCCACAGACAACAAGAUACGUUCCACUGACACUAUGACACGUGCCACUGACAAGAUACAUGCCACUGACAAAAUGAUACGUGCCAAUGACAACAAGAUACACUACAUGAUACGAGCCAUUGACAACAGGAUACGUGCCAAAGACCAAAUGAUACAUGCCAGUGACAACAUGAUACAUGCCAUAGACAACAAGAUACGUGCCACCGACAAAAAGGUACGUCCCACUGACAACAAAAUACGUGCCACUGACAACAUGAUACGUGUUAUUGACAAACGUGCCACUGAUAGCAAGAUAUGUGCCACUGAAAACAGGAUACGUGCCAAUGACAACAGGAUACUUGCCACUGAUAACAAGAUACGUGACACUGAUAACAAACUACGUGCCAUUGACAACAGGAUAUGUGCUACUUAUAACAAGAUACGUGCCACUGAUAAUUAG
Procambarus clarkii (red swamp crayfish) is the source of this 909-nucleotide messenger RNA. Lineage: Eukaryota; Metazoa; Arthropoda; Malacostraca; Decapoda; Cambaridae. The record is from RefSeq and is a predicted model, not a curated record.